AUAAUCAUAUGCUAUUGUUCGAUUCCUAGCUUUUAGCUGGGAUAGAGUAUAAUAAUGGUCUUUAAAACUCUUCGCUUCCUCUUCGCCGUUCUCUUAGUUACUACCAAGGUUUCAGCUGAUGAGUUUGAGAACGAAAAGGCCAAGAAGCCAAAGGCACCAACUCCCGGCAACGUACAGUCUCCACCACUUCAAGUAAACAAAGUUUACGAUGAAGAGAAGAUUCUUGGGAAUAUCAUCAGUAAUGAGAUCCACUUGAUCUCGAAGCGCUUUUUGCCGAAGCCAACUCCGGUGCCGAAGCCAACGCCAGUGCCGAAGCCAACUCCAAGGACGAAGCCACCGCCGUCGCCGUCGAAGACACCGCCGUCAAAGCCACCACCGUCGAAGUCUCCGCCACCGCCCAAGUCUCCGCCGCCUUCAAAAUCUCCCCCGCCGCCCAAGUCUCCUUCUCCGCCGCCGCCUAAGUCUCCGCCACCGAAUGCUCCUCCGCCGAAUGCACCCAAGUCUCCUCCGCCGAAUGCACCCAAGUCUUCUCCGCCGAAGGCUCCGCGACCGAAUGCUCCGCCCCCUAGGUCUCCGCCGUCGGAUGCUCCGCCUCCCAAGUCUCCACCACCGGAUGCUUUGCCUCCGUCGCCGAAUGAUGUGGGACCAUCACCACCUGACUCCCCUUCACCACCUCCAGCACCUCAAGAUAACGUUAAUGAGACACCAGCUCCCGCACCACCACAAGAAGUAUCCGUCGCUCCCCCACCUCCAAAUGACAGCUUGACUCCGCCCUCUCCAGCAACCAAUCCCGGUGUCCAGCCAUGGGUUCCACCACCAAAGCGCCCAACUAUAUCUACAUAUGAUUGCAAAAGGAAGUGUUAUCAGAGGUGUGUGUUCGAUCCAAAUGAGGAAGAGUGCAUGGAGUCAUGCAUGAUGAUGUGUUGUGACCACUACGAAUGUGUACCAGCUCCACCCGGACCUUACGGCCUCAACCCAAGAACAUGUGUCCCCGGCUACAAUUGCCCUUCAAAUAAAAUAGCUAACCGCGUUUUGUAAACGCUAUAAACAAUAAUAUUAAAAGCUAUAUCAUAAAAGUCAUUCUUCAAUCUUUUAAGCGCAAUAUCAUAUCAUAAUAUUCCUCAA
This is a messenger RNA of Rosa chinensis, 1125 nucleotides long. RefSeq names its product leucine-rich repeat extensin-like protein 3. NCBI's taxonomy places the organism in Eukaryota, Viridiplantae, Streptophyta, Magnoliopsida, Rosales, Rosaceae. The transcript is spliced from 6 exons. The record is from RefSeq and is a predicted model, not a curated record. The coding region runs from base 55 to 1038 and encodes 327 amino acids.